AUGACAAAUAAAAUUGAAACAACAACAACAUCAAUUGAUGAUGAAUUACUUGUUGAUGUUGUAAGUCUUAAUGGUAAUAGUAGCUUAUGUAUUGAUUCAUCUCAUCAUACAUCGUCAUCAUCAACUUCAUCAUCAUCACCAAAUCAUUCAAUUGAUUCAAGUCCACAUUCACCAACAUCAUCAUUAUGUGGUGGCAUAGAAGAUGAGCAUACAAAUUCUUCCACGCAGAAAUCAUCAUCAUCAACUAAACAACAUAUUGUUAAGCCACCUUAUUCAUAUAUAGCAUUAAUAACAAUGGCAAUAUUACAAUCACCAUCACGUCGUUUAACAUUAAGUGGUAUAUGUGAAUUUAUAAUGAAUCGUUUUCCAUAUUAUAAAGAACGUUUUCCAGCAUGGCAAAAUUCAAUACGUCAUAAUUUAAGUUUAAAUGAUUGUUUUUUAAAAAUUCCACGUUCACCAGGAAAUCCAGGAAAAGGAAAUUAUUGGACAUUAGAUCCUGCUAGUGAAAAUAUGUUUGAUAAUGGUUCAUUUUUACGUCGUCGUAAACGUUUUAAACGUUUAAAUCAUCAUCAUCAUCAUCAUCAUUCAGCAUGUUUUCAUCAUGGACCUAUAAUGCAAUCAACUGGAGGAGCGCCACCAUCAUAUCCUCCAAUACCAUUUCCAUUUGUUCCGACAUCAUCACCAAUAAAAAGAUGUUUUCCAUUAUUACCACCACCAUUACCUUUACUUCCUCCACCACCACCAACAUCAACAAUACCAAUGAUUCAUAAUAAUAAAAAAUCAAAAAUUUCAUUUACAAUUGAUAAUCUUAUUGGAAAUAAUAAAACAUCAUCAACAUCAACAACAAAUGUUAAUUCUGUAUUAACGAUAACUAAUCGAGAAACAUUUCGUGUAUGA
This is a messenger RNA of Rotaria sp. Silwood2, 897 nucleotides long. The record is from the annotation of a GenBank genome assembly. Lineage: Eukaryota; Metazoa; Rotifera; Eurotatoria; Philodinida; Philodinidae.